AUGCAUAUUUUCAGCACUAUAACAGUAUAUAAUCCUUAGCAAAGAACAUUGUUAGUGCAUUGCGAACCGCAAACACUUGAGAUCCCAUUGUGCUCGAGAGAACCCAUUGAGAUCUGAAUAACGUUAUAGCAUUCUAGCUACAACAACUUUCCUCGUCACCUUUCAUUCUUUCCUUCCUUCUUUAUUUCUUUUCUCAUCAUCUGCUGCAGUUGAGAUUCAAUCAUGGCUGCAAAACUUGAAGGUGGUGGAGCUUAUCUCUCUUCCUUUGUAGAUGUUGUUUUAAACAAGCUGUCUUUAGUACUUGAUGACGACGACUCAUUCACCGAAAGGAACAACUUGCUUGGAAGAUUGGAGAAAAGUCUGUCUGAUGUUGGACCUGUUCUUGAUGAUGCUGAGCAGAAGCAGUUCACUAACGAGAAAGUCAAGAGUUGGCUUGAUGAUCUCCAAGAUGCUCUCUAUAAGGCUGAUGACUUGCUCGAUGAACUCUCAACUGAAGCUGCCAUUGCCACCCAAAGGGAUCCAGGUAACUCUUAUUCCUGGUCUCAUCCUGUUGAUUCAUAUAUUAAUUAUAGUGGUGGCAUGGAAAAAGUAGUUCAAAGACUAGAGUAUGUUGUAGCACGCAAAAAUUUACUUCAUCUGAAGGAGAGUGCCAAGGUGGACAUGUCAUCAUGGAGAACUCCAUCCACAUCUCUCGUUGUAAGUUCCCACAUAUUUGGUCGGGACAACGAUAAGGAGGAGAUAAUCAAAUUGUUGCUAGAUGAUGGUUGUCAUGCUGAAUCACCUGUCACUGUGAUCCCCAUUGUGGGUCUGGGUGGAAUAGGAAAAACUACUUUGGCUCAAUUGGUUUACAAUGAUGCCAAAGUGGUGAAAAAUUUUGACCUUAAAGUGUGGGUGUGUGUUGCUGAAAACUUUGAUCCUGUUAACCUUACACGGAUUAUACUAAAGAAAAUAACUUCUUGUUCUUGUGACACGGAUGACUUUGAAUCACUUCAGACUGAUUUGAAGGAUAAGUUGGUACGGAAGAGAUUCUUAGUUGUUUUAGAUGACGUCUGGGAUGAUCGAGGGGACAUAUGGGAGGAUAUUCUAAAACCUUUUCAGUAUGGGAAUAAGGGAAGUAAAAUUCUCUUAACAACCCGUAGUGAAAAGGUUGCUUCUAUGUUCACAGCUAUUAAACAACAUUACCGACUAGGUUUAUUGUCUGAUCAAGACUGUUGGUCUGUGUUUCUCAAGCACUCAUCUCUUUCUAUUAAUUCUGAACAACAUGCAACUUUAGAACCAAUCGGUAGAAAAAUUGUUGAAAAGUGUAAGGGGUUACCUUUGGCUGUGAAAACACUUGGAGGUUUAUUGCGCCAUAAGUAUGAUGUAGGGGAUUGGGAGAAUAUACUUGAAAGUAAAAUUUGGAAACUCCCAGAAAAUGACAGUAAGAUUAUUCCUGCAUUAAGAGUAAGCUAUCACUAUCUUCCUUCACAUCUAAAGCGGUGCUUUAUUUACUGCUCAUUAUUUCCUGAGGAUUAUCAAUUUGACAAAAAUGAAUUAAUCUUGCUGUGGAUGGCUGAGGAUCUCGUACUACCAAACAAAAACUACACGUUAGAAAAUAUUGGUUGUACAUAUUUUGAUGAGUUAGUUGCAAGGUCAUUUUUUCAACCUUCUAGUAUUGAUGUUGGUGUAUUUGUAAUGCAUGAUCUCAUGCAUGAUUUAGCAACAUUUUUUGCUGGAAAGUUCUAUUUCAGAGUCACAGAAUUUGGAGAUCUGCAAAAGAUUUACAACAAAACUCGUCAUUUGUCAUAUAUGGUAAAUCCUAACGAUCCAGUCAUACGACUUGGAGAGGUCUACAAGGGAGCAAUUCAUAUGAGAACAUUUCUAGCUGUUCAUUUGCUUCAUCUUUAUGAAUCAAUUGAUAUAACAAGUGAUUCUAGGCACUUACAAUUAUUAGAAUUGAGGUGUUUAAGAGCGUUGUCAUUUAAAUCUUUUUCUAUUGAGUCAUUGCCGGAUUCAAUAGAUAAACUGAUCCAUUUACAUUAUUUGGAUCUCUCUUACACACCUAUUGUGGAAUUGUCUGAGUCAUUGUGUAAAUUACACAAUCUCCAAACGUUGAAGUUGACUUAUUGUGUUCAUCUAAAGAUGCUACCUAGCCGCAUGCAAGAUCUUGUAAACCUGCGCCAUCUUGAUAUUGAAGAAACGCCUUCGUUGAUAGAGAUGCCGAAGGGAAUGAGCAAGUUAAAACAUCUGAACUUCUUGAGUGGUUAUAUUCUCGGCAAGAAGGAGGAGAAUGGAAUAAGAGAACUGGGAUCACUUGACAAUCUUCAUGGCUCACUAUGUAUUUCCAACUUAAAGAAUGUCAACAACAGCCGUGAAGCUUUGGAGGCAAAGAUGGCUAACAAGAAGCACAUCAACGUUUUAGAAUUGAAAUGGAUUCCAGAUAAUGAUGACGACGACGAUGAUGUUGAUUUUCAAAAAGAGAGAAGCAUUCUUGAGUUGUUACAACCUCACCGAAACUUGAGAGAGUUAUCAAUUGAUGGUUAUAGGGGUGAAAUAUUCCCUGAUUGGUUAGGCCUUUCUUGCUACUCCAAUUUAACCGACUUGAGUAUGCAUCGUUGUAAGAAUUGCCGUCAGCUUCCUUCACUGGGACAGGUACCCUCUCUGCAGCAUCUGUAUAUAACGGGACUUGAAGGGUUGGAGAGAAUUGGUGGUGAGUUUUACAAUAACGCUGAAUCAUCUCAUCAGGGGACACCCUUCAGAUCUCUUCAAACUCUGAGAUUUACUCAUAUGCCUCGCUGGCGAGAGUGGCAUAUUCCUCAUGACUUUGAUGGAUUUCCGAAACUUAAAAGCCUUUCCAUAGUCAACUGUCCGGUGUUAAGUGGAGAUCUGCCUGCUCACCUUCCAGCUCUGGAGAAACUUAACAUUGUUAACAGCGACGAGCUUGCAUGUUCACUGCCGAGAGCUCCCAAGCUUCACCAAUUACUUGUAAUGGGUCCUUGGUAUGAGCCUGAUGAGUAUGCGUAUGAGCAUUUAUCGAAACCGCAUGAGGUAGUAAUUUUAGAAACUUUGCUUACCAAGUCCGUAUUGGAGUGCCUGCCUCACAUCGAAUGGUCGUGUGUCCAACGUUUGACAAUCGAGAAUCCUUGGCCAGCACUAUCAUUUUCAGGAGAUUAUUUGCCCGAUUCAUUACAAUAUCUGCAAAUCACUGGGUGUUCAGACUUAACAUUCUCAGGGCCACUGCAUUCCAAGUCCCUAACGGAGAUACUUGUCGAAGAAUGUCGUUCACUGACGUUGUUGCCAUUGGGGGCCCUUCCAAAUCUGAAGACACUCUCUAUCUCAGAUUGCCCAGAAAUGGAUUGUUUUGGAGAGGAGUGCCUCCCGCGGAGCUUGACAACUCUUGAGAUCAGUAGAUGCCAGAAAUUAGAGAGGUGGAUAACUUGGAGGGGUUUGCAGAGUGAAGGCCUUACCCGUCUCAUCCUUGAAGGCUGGAAGGAAGUUAAGUCGUUCCCGAGAGAGGGUUGCCUUCCUGCUUCCCUCCAGUAUCUAUCUUUGUCGUACUUUUCAAAUCUGGAGACGCUAGACUGCAAGGGCCUUCACCAACUCACCUCCCUCCAAAAAUUAACAAUUCAAUACUGUGGAAAGCUGGAGAAUAUCACACAACAAAACCUGCCUGCCUCCUUAUCAAAAUUCAUCAUCAACAGUAUAUGUCCAUUGAGGAGUAAGCUGGAAGAGAUGAACGACCCACGAAUUCAAUUCGACACAGACUAGGAGUAUGAGUUCCGUUGAUUUCUGCAACAUGCAAGGAUUCUGUCUAUUCAUAAUUUAAUAUGUUAAGGAGGAGGUGGAAGCAGGAGUUUCAAUUCAUGGAUGUGGUAAGGUGAGAAUGGGGGUGAACUAAAAGUUGAAUGUUCCAAGAAAUUCAUAGAUAUGAUAAUGCAAGCAUUCUAUGAAAACCAGUCCAAGGAUGUUGUGGUUUCAAGCGUCUUGUGAGUUCUUGGCACAGCACACUCUUCAUCCUUUUUAGAUGGGUUUCUCAUGAUCCAGACCCUGAAAUACAAUAUGGAUUUCUUUGCUGGAAUGCUGAAAUACAAUACGACUGGGACUGCCAUUCGUUCAAGUUUCAUGGUCAACCAUUACUAGUUCAUUAAGUCCAAACUCAGUUUUACCAAGGAAUACCCUGAGUUUGAGUUGGGAAGUUAGGACCCAUUCUGUAUAUUUUAGUUAGGGUGUUAAUUUCUGCUUUGCUCUUUCUGUUUGAAUCUGUUUUGAAUCUCUUAUUCUAUUGGAUAGUUUCCUCACAUAUAUAAGAUUGCCUUUUGUAUCUUAUGUAUAAUCAAUGAAUGAGGUUAUUCAGUCUCAUA
This is a messenger RNA of Arachis ipaensis, 4340 nucleotides long. The record is from RefSeq and is a predicted model, not a curated record. NCBI's taxonomy places the organism in Eukaryota, Viridiplantae, Streptophyta, Magnoliopsida, Fabales, Fabaceae.